AUGCACGCCCAAUCGAUCCUCAUUGCUGUCUUUGCUGGCUUCGCCGCUGCCGCUCCUUUGGAAAGUCGCCAGCUGCUCGGUGGCACCGGUUCCAGCUCGAGUGAGUUCAGCCAAGGUGGAUGCAGAGACAUCCUCUUCGCCUUCGCCCGUGGCUCCACCGAGAUCGGCAACAUGGGAACCGUAGUUGGACCUCCCACCUCUGACGGUCUCAAGAAAGAGUUUGGUCGCGAUGCAGUCGCCACGGAGGGAAUCCCUUACGCCGCUUCAAUCGGUACCAACGUGCUCCCCGGCGGCACUGACACCCGCUCCAAGAACCUCCUCAAAGACACGCUCAACAGCAUGGCUCAAAAGUGCCCAGACUCCGUUAUCGUCUCAUCCGGAUACAGCCAGGGAGCAGCCGUCAACCACCGCGCCAUUGAAGAGCUCGACGCUGCCGUCAUGGACCAGAUCGCCGGUGUUGUGACCUACGGCGACACCCAGAAGCUUCAGGACAGGAACCAGAUCCCCAACUUUCCCAAGGAGAAGGUCAAGAUCAUCUGCCAGCCUGGUGAUGCCGUUUGCCUCGGUACGCUGAGCGUCUUGCCCGCUCACUUGACUUAUGGUGUCAGGGCGGAUGAGGGCGUGCAGUUCUUGGUUCAGCAGAUCAAGGGUGCACAGGCGAAGAUCAAGGCCAGGAACGCGAAGCGAGAGGCUGAGAAGGCGGCUGCGGCUGUUGCUGAUGUUGCUAAGCGUGUUGCCAAGGAGAUUGUGGCAUAA
Molecule: messenger RNA, 756 nt
Organism: Alternaria atra
Lineage: Eukaryota; Fungi; Ascomycota; Dothideomycetes; Pleosporales; Pleosporaceae
Exons: 1
Coding region: 1-756 (251 amino acids)
Biological process (GO): carbohydrate catabolic process
Cellular component (GO): extracellular region
Molecular function (GO): cutinase activity
Source: RefSeq, a predicted model, not a curated record